AACUCAAAUCACAUUCAAAUUUCUCUACCUUUUUUUCUCUUCACACUCCUUCAAUCACCAUUUAAAUUAAAAAAAAAAUGGUAGGUGUUUUUCGGCGUUCAGUUUCAUUUCCAAACAAAAAUCCUAACCGUCCAUCACAAAAGCCACAAAUAUCACACCACAUAAGAUCCAUUAGUCUUCCAUGCAGAUCUCACCCGUUAAUUUCCCAGAUCAAAGAUGAAAUCAACGGUCUCAAUUCAUGGAUUAAUUCCACUUCAAAAUCUCAACCACUAACAACCAAAAACCUCUCUAACGGUUUAACACUUCUCAAACAAACACAUGAAACUUUUCAAGACAUUCUCCAACUUCCCCAAACACAAGAAUCACUCCGUUAUCAUCCUCUUUGGGUUGAGAAGCUUCUAGAAUAUUCUCUUCGAUUCGUCGAUGCUUACGGAAUGUUCCAAACAUCGAUAUUAUCUCUUAAAGAAGUACAUUCAUCAGUUCAAAUUGGAAUUAGAAAACGAGAUGAAUCAAAAUUGGUUAUAUACUUAAAAGCUAAGAAAAUUUUGAGUAAGGAAAUUGAGAAGCUAGUUUCUGGAAUCCGAUGUGUGAAUCUCAAUGUUCCACAACAACAAUUACAUGUUCCUGUUUAUUCAUGUUCUUCAACGAUGCUAUCAAUUGCAGAUAGUGUUGAAUUAGGACGUGUAAUUGAGGAUGUUAUGAGUUUAACGGUUUCUGUUUCGGUUGUUCUUUUCAGCGGGGUAGCAAUGUCAUUUGCUUCGAAGAGAUUUUCUUGGGUGAAAAUGGUUAGAAAAAGUGGAAGUUACAAAAAAGAGUGUGAAGGGAUUGAAGAAAUUCAGAAACAGUUGAAUGAGGUUGAAAAUAUUGGGAAUUUGAAAAAGAAAGGAGAUGAAGAAGUAAGAUCGGUUUUGAAGAGAAUGCGCGAUUUAGAAGAAUGUAUUUGUGGUAUUGAAAGUGUUAGUGAGAAAGUUUUCAGAGCUUUGAUCAAUUCACGAGUUCUAUUGCUCAACACUCUUACCCUGUCGCAGUAGAUCAUAGUUUUUUUUCUUCUUUUUUUUUUUGUUAAUUAAAGAUCUAUAACAAUAUUCUUUUUAUGUAUUUUUUUUACCUAUGGUAGUAAUUUAUCAAUCAUAAAUCAUACAUGCAAAACAUACCAUUUUUUCCUUAGUGCUCUGUUUUUUUUUGUUUAACUUUUUUUUUACGGCACUUAGCGAUAAUUUACAGAUGAGCGAAAGGUACACAGACAAUAAGUUGUGCCGUUAAACCUUUCUAUAUAGCAAAAUUAAGCCUUCGGAAAACUACAUUCAUAGACCCAAAGAACAUAGUACUGUUGUGCAUAAA
Molecule: messenger RNA, 1341 nt
Organism: Trifolium pratense (red clover)
Lineage: Eukaryota; Viridiplantae; Streptophyta; Magnoliopsida; Fabales; Fabaceae
Exons: 1
Coding region: 78-1031 (317 amino acids)
Biological process (GO): root development; shoot system development
Source: RefSeq, a predicted model, not a curated record